Messenger RNA from Podarcis lilfordi (Lilford's wall lizard), 1050 nucleotides. Lineage: Eukaryota; Metazoa; Chordata; Lepidosauria; Squamata; Lacertidae. The record is from the annotation of a GenBank genome assembly.
AUGGACAACAGCACAGACCUCAACUACUACUAUAGCAACAAUGACACCUUGCUCUGUGGCCCCGACACCACCCAGGCCUUCAGGCGCUAUUUCCUGCCUCCCUUCUACAUCCUGAUUUUCCUCCUGGGGCUCUGUGGGAACGUGAUGGUGAUUGCUGUCUUGCUGCGUGCCAAGGAAGCCCUACCUGGGACGGAUGUGUUCAUCUUGCACCUGGCUGUCGCAGACGUCCUCCUUGUCUUGACCCUUCCAUUCUGGGCCGUCCAGGCCGUGCACAGCUGGGUCUUUGGGGACGUAAUGUGCAAGAUGGUUGGCAGCGUUUUCAAGAUCAACUUCUACGCUAGCAUCUUCUUCCUGGUCUGCAUCAGCUUCGACAGGUACCUCUCCAUUGUUUACGUCAUUCGCAUGUACAACAGGGGCAGGUCCUCUCUCAUCUUCCUCAGCUCGUUGGCUGUUUGGGUCCUCUGCAUUCUCCUCACGCUUCCGGAUUUCAUCUACCUGACCUCUGAACCCGAUUCCCGCCAAAACACCACCUCGUGCACCCUCAAUUUCCCCCCGGGCUCAAGCUCAGCCAAGUUCUUCAUUCGCAUCUUCAGCCAACUUCUUGCCUUCUUCCUCCCACUGGUAGCGAUGACCUGUUGCUACAUCAGGAUCAUCCUCAGCCUCAUGAACUCCAAAGGCUCCAAGAAGAACAAGGCCUUCAGAGUCAUCCUCGCUGUGGUGGUGGUCUUCUUCCUCUGCUGGACUCCUUAUCACUUGGUGGAGUUUAUCGAGAACCUGAUCGACUUCAACGCCCUGCAGAAGGAUUGCGAGUGGGAGGCCAAACUGGACAUGGCCGAGACGGUCACCACCAGCUUGGGGUUCUUCCACUGCUGCCUCAACCCACUGCUCUACGCUUUCGUGGGCGUCAAGUUUCAGAACAGGUUCCUCAGCCUUCUCGAAUCCUUUGGCUGCGUCAGCCAUGCGUUCCUGCAGAGACAUGCCAGGAGCUCCAGCCACAGGAGAGAUUCAACUUGGUCUGAAAGCACAGAGGCCUCCUACUCAGGGCUCUAG